Messenger RNA from Diachasmimorpha longicaudata, 7380 nucleotides. RefSeq names its product calsyntenin-1 (gene Cals). Gene Ontology annotation, biological process: positive regulation of synapse assembly; positive regulation of synaptic transmission; homophilic cell-cell adhesion. The transcript is spliced from 4 exons. The record is from RefSeq and is a predicted model, not a curated record. Lineage: Eukaryota; Metazoa; Arthropoda; Insecta; Hymenoptera; Braconidae. Gene Ontology annotation, cellular component: cell surface; postsynaptic membrane. Gene Ontology annotation, molecular function: calcium ion binding; amyloid-beta binding; X11-like protein binding. Bases 244 to 3093 code for a protein of 949 amino acids.
UAUAAAGUGGGGGUAACUCUGAGGACUACAAACCCUUAGUUGAACUAUAUAUCUCCAAGCAAAUCGAUAUCCACUCAAAUAUUGACUUCGAGAUUGUGUGUGGUGUCCUGUGUGUCGCAGGCCGAAAUAUCAGUCAAGUUGCAAUGCGUUUUUAACAUCAUCUGAAACGAUAUUGUGGUAACGAGAGUAAUAAGUGUACGACAAUAAAUUAAACGUCCAAUCGGUGACAAACUGAGGGUCACAAUGAUUUUGGUGCCGAGUGUUGUGUUAAUAUUCCUGAUUGGAUACUCGUAUGCGAGCUUUAUACCGACACAGACCUCCUUCGACGAUCAUGGAGUACCGAGAUUGGAUUUGGAUAGUCUUGAGUCUGGUUAUCACGGUUUGGUGAAGGAAAAUGAGACUUUAGUGGAGGUGACCCCCCAGAUACGUGCACUGGGUGCAAAAAUUUGUUCGUUCCGCAUAGCGAAUAAACAUCACGGUGAUGCGCCCUUUGAAAUAAUCGUCAAAGAGAGAGGCAUUGCAAAAUUGAGGGCACUGAAAGUUCUCAAUUGUGAAAAACGACGGAAUUAUAAAUUCGAUAUAGCUGCUGUCGCUUGCAAUGGAGCACAAUCGGAAAAUGCCACUGUACACAUAACAGUGAUAGAUGUAAAUGAGUAUGCCCCUCAGUUUCUACAACCGGCCUAUGUUAGUACAGUGGACGAGGGUCGUCUCUACGAGGAAGUUGUUCGUGUUGAGGCAUCAGAUCGUGAUUGUACACCAAAAUUUGGCGACGUAUGUAAGUAUGAAAUUCUCACAGCUGAUCAACCAUUUGUCAUUGAUAAUGAAGGAGCAAUACGAAAUACUGAGCCACUGGAUUACGAAAGAUCACACAAUUAUAUUCUGAGUGUUGUUGCUUAUGAUUGUGGUAUGAAACAAUCAGCACCAGCAAUGGUAACAGUCAAAGUCAAUAGAGUUUGUUCACCUGGUUGGCGUGGUAUACCGGAGCGUGUUGAUUAUGCAGCUGGUGCUGGAUCUGAAGCAUUGAUACCAUCAGCAAGACUUGAACUCUGUGAUGCACCAUGUAUUUUGAGAAGUUUAAGGGCGACAUUGACAUUGACAACUGAUCACAUUGGCAAGGGAUGUGAUAGAGAUACUUAUGGAGUUAAUAGUCAGCGAAAACUAUGCGGUGCAUCUAAGAACAGUGUUGAUCUUCUUCCACCUCCUGGGCCGACAACCACUUGGACGUCUUCAUUGUCACGAGACGAGGGCAGGGAGGCUGAUGAAAUUUUUGAGUUUGAUGGAAGCAGUUCUGCUGCUAUUGUUCCACAAGAUGUUCUCAAUCAUACUUUGGCACAGAAAUUCACUAUUGGUGUUUGGAUUAAACAUCUACCACAUCCUAGACAGGAUCCACAUGUCAAAGAGCAUAUUCUUUGUGCUGCUGAUGAUCACAAAAUGAACCGCCAUCAUUAUGCUCUCUUUAUUCGCAAUUGCCGAUUGAUACUGCUCCUGCGACGAGAUUUCUCCGAAGGUGAUCCAAACAUAUUCCGUCCAGCAGAAUGGCGUUGGAAGCUUCCACAAGUAUGCGAUGAUCGUUGGCAUAAUUUUGCUAUACAAGUAGAUUUUCCUCGUGUUAGUCUGUUUAUUGACGGUGAAGAAUCGAACAGUGGAAAAAAAACUCCCGAGGUCAUAGAUGAUUGGCCCCUACAUCCAGCAAAAGAUGUCAAUACAACUCUCGUAGUAGGUGCAUGCUGGCAAGGUUCAGAUAACAAAACAAAACAUCAUUUCCGGGGUUAUCUGGCUGGUCUAUCAGUACUAGUUGGAGAAACUGAAAGAACAAAAGUAUUUACAUGUUUGCGUAGAUGUCAAGAGGGUAUUCAUGUACCCUCAAUGGAUCUUCUCCAACCCGGCACUCAGUUAUCAACAAAUUCCGAUUUAACUGAAGUAAAAAUUGAUGGUGAUAAUCAUACAAAUGUUGAAACACUUUUACGUCACAUUGGCUAUUCAAAUAGUCGUCGCUUCCCCACACCCGGACGACGUAAUUUCCGUUUAAAUACAACAAUCGUUUGCGAAGGUAGUGAAAAACGUCCUUUGACAAUACCAUCGGUACAAUCGUAUGUUACUGUUUUACCACCUCCUCGUCCAGGUAUAACAGUCAAUGGUACAUCGUAUGUUGCACGAGAAUAUUCUGAUUUUCGUUUAGGCGUUAGAGUAUUUCCAGAUGCACGUGUCACAGCUGGCACAGCAACGAAACUCGAUGCUUGUGCUGUUAGUGUUUAUCCAAGUUUAAAUCCAGAUCAUGAAACUCUUGGUUUACCAACAGAUACACUACAUCAAUUUAGAUCGAUAUCAACGAGAAUUGAUCACGAUGGUGUUGUAUUGUCAGGAGCUGAUACACCUUACAAAUAUCAACAACUCAUUCGUUUGAUAACAUAUACUAAUAGAAAACCAGCUUACUAUCUUGAUCGUGUUUUUAAACUCACUUGUUCAGAGCUCAAUGGUAGAUUUGCUAGUAAUGAAUAUGUACAGACACUAGCGGUUAUUCAUCCUAAGGAAAAACCAACUUCACCACCUCAUCAAUCAACUGAAACACCAGCAAUUGCUAAUAUAUUGGAGCCAUUGCCUGGACAUUCACAGUUGUCGAGACAUCACGCUGAUAUUUCGGAUGAAUAUUCAACUAUUAAUCUUCAUGAUGGAAGUAGAACACUCGCUGGUUCUGGUGGUAGUCAUGCAAUAACUAUUGUUGCUGCUGCAUGUAUUGGAUUUCUUUUGCUGAUGGCUGUUGUUGGGGCAGCUAGGGUACGUGGUGCUGCUAAACAGAGACGUACAGCUGGUGAUGAACUUGCAGCUGAAACUGAAAUGGCUUGGGAUGAUUCUGGGUUAGCUAUUACUGUCAAUCCCAUGGAUCGUUUGUCUGAUAAUCAUAACCAAAAUUCACAUCAGAGAGAUGAUGAUGCUGAUGAUUCUGGAACUUCUGAUUCGGAGGAUGAUUCAUUCAGAGAUGAUGAUCUUGAUACUACUGAUUGUGAGAAUGAUUGCGAUUUGACAAAUGGUAGACAUCGACGCCAUCAUAAUGCACCUCAUGAUCUUGAGUGGGAUCACGAUCAUGGAGUUUAAUCCUUGAGUCGAUUCAUGACAUUUCAUUAUUGAUAUCAUUUUUCAAUGAUUCGGUAUUAAGGGGAGUACUCAACGUUUUAAUAAUGUCAUGUGGAGAUGAACAUCAUUGAUAUCAUCGUUAUGAAAAAUCCCCAAUUUGUUUUUUCAGUAGACAAGUGGUAGAAGGAGUCAAGUCAUUUCGGACUGUCGACCAGUUUUUGGUGAAUAUCUCGAAAUCUAGGAGAGGUAGCGAAAUUUUCAUAGGAAUCGCUUUGGUGGAGCUAAUUAAGCGCUACGGAAAAGGUAAGGGCAAUAAUUUCGAUAUCUCCCAUACAUUCAGAGAUAUUGCUCAAAAACUCGAAUGGUCCGUCGACUUACUUCACUUUAUCACUUCUUAUCAUUUUAUAUUUUUCGUUUUUCCGUCUAUUUUAUGUAAUACGCAUCAAUACUCAUCGACUUUUUUUUACCACAAUCAUUCUGGAUGAAUGAUUCUUACAGAAUUAUAUCAUUUAACUCAACAAUUACUGCUUAUUUCGAGGUUUACAGAGGUGAUUCUAAAAAAAUGUCGUAUUAUAUCCGUCCCCGAUAGAUGGAAUUCUCAAGAAGUUAAUACAUAUUGGAUAUACAAUUAUAUGAAUUAUUAUAAUCGUUAGUACUCUGCUUAAGCACCGUUUAAACAGAACAAGAAAUUUAUAAAAGUGCGUGCACGCUUAUUUAAUAUAGGUUUACACUUUCUACCCACACUAUUUCGUCGCAUCGGCGAUUGGUAGAUUUUCAAUGGAAUAAUGUGUAUGCAAUCGAUGAUUAACAUAAUAAUAAUGAUAGAGAACAACAAUUCGCCAUCAUUCAUACUUACUGAGAAAAAACAUAAGUCUAAAUAUAUUUCAAUUUUUCACAUGUGGCCGGAAAUAGAGAAAUUUAUUUUCAGGUAAUGAAUCAUUGUUACUCUGCCAUAUCCAAGUUACUCGAUAGUAUUUAAUACUUAUCGCUAAUUUUAUCCAAUUCAUUAUAUUGAUUAUUAUUAUUGUUAUUGCAAAGGCUUGAUAAUAUAAGUUCGGUGGGGUUUAUUGGGAGUCACGAUCGUGUGCUUGGAAACUAACAGACGAUAAAACGUUGGAUAGGGAAGCAAAUAUAUAAUUAACGACAAGUCCGUUAGUUUACGCAUGAAUAAAUAAAGGGGCUGAGAUAAUCCCCAUUUUUGUUUCAAUAGUCAAACACGUUAAUUGAUGUUAAUUUAUAUUUGUUUUUUAGGGGCAGAUCAAGAUAGAGUAGAGUAAAAAAUCGAAUCUCUUGAUGAAUUUUAAAUGAAUAAUAACCCAUCUGACUUAUAAUUUUUGGCCGUGAAAUAGAAAUAUUAUAGCAUAUCCAUAUACAUUGAUAUUCAUCGAAUUUCUAUCCCGAUUAUUUCAUCUCAAAAUAAUACAUAAUGAUUUGACGCGAUCUGACCUGCCAUAUUAAAUUUUAAGUAAUUUAUUGCUAUUGUUUCGAUUUUUUUUUAAUGCUUUUGCAUUUUUUUUUACAAGUAAAUUCCUUCUGAUUUUUACAUUAUGACAACACUGUUUACAUGUACAUGCACGUAUGUAUUCCGACAAUUAAACCCUCUAAUUAUAUAUGCGUAUGUGCAGAAUAUUUAUAACUACAUACAUGAAAAUCCGCUCGUUUUUAAUUGCAAAUGUUAUUUUAUUUUGCAUUUUUAAGGUACAAUAUUACCUGCUUUUUCAUGAAAUUUAUUGCUCUCUAAUCCCAGUGAAAUUUAGGUAAAAAAAAAUAAGUUGAAGUGUGAUAACAAUUUUGACAUAAACUCAUGCGAAUGAUUUCUUUGUCCCCAGUGAAUUAUCAUAUAUUGCGUAGCGCAAUGCAACGUUAUUACAUUAAUUUGAUCAUUUUAUUUAAUGAAUGGAUUACAUAUGUAUGUAAUUAUAAUGAAAAAUCGAUCAUCAAAUGGAUAAUCCUAAUAAUUUGUGUAUGGAUAUCAAUACUUCAUAGAAUCUAUGAGACAAUUUAUUUUUUCAAUAUGCAUAUCAUAUCAUUUUUAUAGGACAACUGUCCCAUUUUUCAACAAAUGAACAUUGAAUGGAAAAAAAAAAAUUAAUAAAAUGUAAAAAAAAAAUGAAUGAGGAUAAGUGCAGACCUGUGCUAUCACAUCACUGUUGUGACGGCUGCAUGUACCACUGUUGCAUUAAUUUUGCUCAUAGUCUUUUUAAAAAUCUACGUUUUUAUUUUUUUCCCUGCCAACAAAUAAUACUCUACAAGUAUGCUAACUAAAACUCAACGUACAUUAAAUGAUUAUAACGAGAAAAUAAAUUAGUUGCAGACACCUGUAUCUCAAGUGAAAUUUGGACUGCAUCAAUAAUUGAACUAUUUUUUCCAAUAAUACAAGAUCUGCUUUUAUAAAUUUUACACUAAAAAAAUGAUAGUUUAUAUGAAUAAAGACUAUUAAUUGAAAGAAAUUAUUCGAAAAAUGAACAAUACUUAAUUUAUUCGUGUAAUCAGUAAAUGGAAUAUUGCAAUUUUCAUUCGAUAUUCAUAAAUAUGAGAUUAUAACUCAAAUAUUUUUCAAAUAGUUUCUAAUCUAAAUUAUAAAUUUCCACAGUCCUAGAAUUUUCAAGCUCUGUGAUUGAAAAUUUCAUUGUUUGUUAUUAACAAGAGCUUCAAUAGACAAAAUAUAUUUAUCGAUUGAGAUUUAAUUAUGACUGUGAAAAUAAAUAAACUCGUUCAUGCAUUUAAGUUCAAUAGCAUUUUUGGUUCAUUGAUUGUCGUAAGAGGAUAGAUAAAUUUGUUGUAUCCAUGGCAAAAAUACCUAGAUGAAUACACCAAGACGGAAAAUGUACUUAAACCGAAGUCACAAAUGGCAACUGUAGAUUGAACAAAUAAGAUUUAAACAAAAAAAAAAUGGAAAAACAAUUAAUUAGACUAUAUGGUGUAUUAAUGUAAUAAUAUACGAAAAAAAUGACUAAAUCGAUUGAAAAAAAAAUGAAUGAAUAUAUUAUAAAUAGUUUGUUUUUCCGGAAAAGUCGAUAUGAAUUAAUGAUCAUGUAAUUGUAUUUAUUAGACGUCAAAAUAUGCACAUCCACAUAUUUAUCAUAUAUGUGAAACCUAUAUUGAAUAAUCAGAUAUUAUAUGUGCUCGUAAUUAUUAUUUUUUUCACUAUUUUACUGUGAAAAAAUACAUUGACCGGAGAUUGUCAGCAAUUCACUCCCAGUGACGUGCAUAAACACGAUGAAAAAUUAUACGUAACGAAGUGAUAUUUGAAUGUUAAAAAUAACAUCUUUAAAACGACAAUUGUAAUAUCACGAUCUCAUUAAAUUGGGGUAAACAACUGAGAUUUACGAAUGCUUUGGAGCGCCGCAAUUUAGAGUAAUUGUGGAUAUAAAAUAUCAAAUGAAAAAAUGCAAAUAAUUUGCACACAAACUGGUUCCAUUAAUUAAAAAACUCGGCAUAAAAUUUAAUAAACUCAAGGUCUUCAAAACUCAUUAUAACCCACAAUGACGAUUAUGAUUCCAACGAUUGUAAUCAUUAUUGUGAUUAUAAUAUGAAAAUUUGUAAUGUUUUUUUCCGAACUUUGCUGAAAAGAUUUGAAUUGUCGGUGAUAACGUCUAUGAACAGUCGUUUGAUAUUGUGUAUCUGAAUUGAACAAUGGAAUUUGAAUAGUGGGCCGAUAAUUAGAAACAAAAAAUACUAGCGGUCAGUGAAAAAGAGCUAGCCUAUUACAGAAACAUUACUGCGAGCUAAUUUGAAUAUUCCCUCCUAAUGAAAAAAAAAAAAAAACAAGAGAAGAAUAUGAAAAAAAUAUGAGUAAUCGUAUUCUACCUGUAAGAUUAUUAUAAUAGCACAGUUAAGGAAUUAAUGAUAACGGUAAAUAACUAAUGAGAAAAAAAGAAUUAAAAAGAAUAAAAUUGAUUUAUCAUAUGCUAACCGUGUUUCCAUGAUAAUAAUAUACUGAUGGUAAGCGCUUUGACUUGCUUAGAAUCAAGAAUGAACAAUAAUAACAGAUGUAAGUAAAAUGGUAAAGGUCUGGUGUUAAUGGUGGAGACAGAGAAGAGAGAAAUUUCAACGUCAAUCUAUCAGUUUAUGACGCACAGAACGUGUCAAAUUACUCAAGUUGAUUAAUCCAUUGUACGAGAAAGGAAUAAAUAUGAAAAUUCGAAUUGGUAAUGUGCGAUAAUUAUCGUUAGCAAUUGUAGAGCAUACACGCGCAUAUAGAAGCUGCACAGAUUAUAAUUAUAGAGUAUUACCUAAACACACAUAUAAAUACCACUAAGACAUCAACUGUAUUUGUUUAAUAAAGAUGUACAUUCGAAAAAAAAA